Messenger RNA from Candida albicans SC5314, 210 nucleotides. Its product is annotated as TFIIH complex subunit. The transcript has a single exon. Gene Ontology annotation, biological process: nucleotide-excision repair; transcription initiation at RNA polymerase II promoter; nucleotide-excision repair, preincision complex assembly. The coding region runs from base 1 to 210 and encodes 69 amino acids. Lineage: Eukaryota; Fungi; Ascomycota; Pichiomycetes; Serinales; Debaryomycetaceae. The record is from RefSeq and is a predicted model, not a curated record. Gene Ontology annotation, cellular component: transcription factor TFIIH core complex; transcription factor TFIIH holo complex.
AUGUUAGUAGCAAGUAAAGGAGUGCUAGUUCAAUGUGAUCCAUCCAUCAAAGCUUUGAUUAUUCAGAUUGAUAGCUCAAGCUCAGGAAUCAUUCUAGAGGAAUUAGACGAAACACAUUUACUAAUUCAGCAUGAUAAAGUGAACUUUGUUAAAUCCGAACUAAAUCGAUUGCUAUCCAAAAAUAUUUACAAUCCGUUUGAAGAGGAAUAA